GUUGCCGACGACGCGAUACCAUAUGUAAUGCAAGGAAUGAGCAAUUCGACGGCCGUUUCGAACAGCGGAUCGCGGAACAAGCGGGUUUGCUAAGGAGCCUCUCGUCGUAGUCACUAGUUACAAGUUUUAUCGUGCCCUGUUGUUGUUGUGUUACCAUUCGCUCGUUGUGAGCAUUAAGAGCAUACAAUAAAGGAUAGGAAAAGAAGGAAGAUGAACAAAAUAAAUCGGAGUCUGUGAGAAGAGGAUUGUUACGUUCGAAGCGAGAGGAGACUGUUCAUGCCUAUGUACGUGUACUGCUUUGGGAUGAUUGUAAAAGAACUACUGAUAAAGAGUGCCGUUGCUGCGAGGCACUCGGAGAAGCUCCUAGUUGAGAGGAGAUGCUUGUUCUCGAAACUUUAAGAUAAUUUGUAUCAGCCCGAGCUUUAUUAGCCCGUGCUGUUAUAAAUUUCAAAAUUUAUAAGUAUAACGGUGAAGCGAAUUAUAUGUUACUUUUUAUUGGCUCCGGUUUCACAAUCAUUAUUUAUUAGAAGUAUACGAAUUCUCUUGGGAGUUAUGAAAUCAUAAGUUGCUGUUUGUUAUGGAAAGGGAAGAGAGAAAAGCAAAUAUCGCUUUUUCUCUUGGACGCGUCCUAUCGAGUGCGUUUCAUGUCUCUUGGCGUUUUUGACAGUUCAACGCUGCAUCAGUGGCGUUGCAUCAGCUACUCGGGCUUGGAGCGCACGAACCUAAGUAUACUCACUCUUCCUUUGUCUUGGAAAGAGGCAAUACUUACCGUACAAGCACUGAAACUACCUGGUUUGCAUCUUCGUCCACUUUUCAGUGACAGAAUAUCAGGCUAGCCAGCUGGAUCAUUCUUGUAGUGUGACGAUUAUCGUUGGACUGCAAUACCGUGUGGCAAGGAUAAGCUACACCGCAACCCAUCGAUCAUCGUAAAAAUUACCAGUCACAUUGCAGGAAUGGAUACAUCGGGCUCGCCUGUACCGGAUGCAAUCCAACCGCUUUUUGAACAACUUCAAGAAGCUCUUGUGCUUGAGACUAAGUAUCAGCCAGAUCUACGAUUACCUACAACAACUCUGAAUGAUGAGAUCACAAUUGGGUCAAGAGAUGGUUCUGCACAUGUACUUAGAUGUCUUAAAGUUUGGUAUGAUCUUCCAUCACAUGUGUUCUUCAUCGCUAUUAACCUAAUGGACUGUUUCUUAAGCAAAAUGAAGGCUAAACCAAAACACAUGGCAUGCAUUAGUGUUUCCUCAUUUUAUAUAGCUGCUGUUCAAAUGGCUCAACACUCUCUUGAUGCCGAUCAUUUAGUGUCCAUAUCGCAAUGCAAGUGCACCAGUGGAGAUUUGAAACGUAUGUCUGAAAAGAUUCGUAAUAAACUGGAAUGGGUACCAGGCACACAACCAAUCACCUCACUCACUUUUCUCCGUUUCUUUAAUAUUAUGUUUCAAGCUGCUGCAUCCCAACUAGGUCUUGGAGAUUUAUAUGCAAGCAUGGUUUUGGAAUCAGAAUUGCUUUUACGCCUAGAAAUGGUAGCUUGUGAUGGUAAUUGUGCUAGCUUAAGGCCAUCAGAAGUAGCUCUUGUUCUACUUUGUACUUAUCUAGAUGAUGCUGUGAACUGUUUAGAUUCAAAUAGUAACAAAACAAUGCCUAAUAUAUCUGGUUCAUCAACCUUAGACGAUUCCUCAUCUAAUACACAUCUAAUGCUUAGACUAGUAGAAUUUGCAGCAGAAUUACAAAAAAUGUGCAAGAUCUCAGAUACCAGCUUUUUUGCAACACAUAAAUCUGUAGGUGCAAUACUAAGCAAGUACAAUGCACAAGAGCAAACUCCGCAUAGACAAAGGCUUAUUUGGAAAUUAUCAUCUAGAACGGCUCGCUUAUUAAGACCAACUGAUAAAUUUACGUCGGUAUUACCUGUUAUUGCUGAACACACUCCAACACCAUCACCUAAAAGAAUUAUAAAAAGCCGUAAAUUUGCGCGUCGUCAUGGACAUAAAAGGCGUUAAUCGAAAAGAAAAUCAUUUCUUAAAAAAGG
Molecule: messenger RNA, 2026 nt
Organism: Ceratosolen solmsi marchali
Lineage: Eukaryota; Metazoa; Arthropoda; Insecta; Hymenoptera; Agaonidae
Gene: CycG
Product: cyclin G
Exons: 6
Coding region: 954-1997 (347 amino acids)
Source: RefSeq, a predicted model, not a curated record